Messenger RNA from Pectinophora gossypiella (pink bollworm), 1576 nucleotides. RefSeq names its product ankyrin repeat, SAM and basic leucine zipper domain-containing protein 1 (gene Gasz). The record is from RefSeq and is a predicted model, not a curated record. Lineage: Eukaryota; Metazoa; Arthropoda; Insecta; Lepidoptera; Gelechiidae. Gene Ontology annotation, biological process: piRNA processing. The transcript has 8 exons. Gene Ontology annotation, cellular component: pi-body. Gene Ontology annotation, molecular function: protein binding. The coding region runs from base 92 to 1549 and encodes 485 amino acids.
UUUUGUACUUUUUCGCGUUAAUGAGGGAAUGAGACUUUUUUUGCGGAAAAUACGAAUUUUUCACACAUAAUCCUCGGAAGAAGGGUGUGAAAUGGCUCAAUUUAGGCCAGCUGGUUUAUCAGAUGAAGAUUCAGACAGCGAUGAUUAUGGAUUUUAUGAAAAACCGGCAAGAAAUUAUCAUCCUGUGCAGCAACACAAUGAGAGGAAGAAGAUAGAACUGAAUUUACAGGAUGCUAUUAUCAAUGGAAAUGUCUUGGAGGUGGAGAAAAUUGUUGCCUGUGAUCUAAACAAUGAAGUGAAUUUGAAGUUGGACAGUGGAUGGACACCAUUGAUGCAUGCCUGCUUCCAUGCACAGGAGAAAAUUGUGCGGUUGCUGCUGGAUCAGGGUGCCGACCCCAACUUACAUGCAGAUUCAGUGACUCCCAUAAUGGUGGCAUGUUCAAACAGCAGUGCAGACAAUGACACCUGCUACAACAUAGUGACGAGCCUCAUUGAGAAGAGCUGCAUCUUAAACAUCGGAGACAGAUAUGGGCAGACUCCGCUUAUGAGGGCCAUCGGCAGUGGCAGAGUGGCUGUCGUACAAAAACUCCUCGAUAGCGGGGUCAAUAUCGAGAUGAGAGACCAGCAGGGGUGGACAGCAGUGUUCUGGGCGGUGCACCACAACCAACCUGAGAUCCUGGAGAUGCUCAUAGCGCAGGGCGCGAGGCUGCACGAAGUGGACAAGUCUGCACGGACUCCCAUCGACAUAGCAGACUCACAUGACUACCAGAACAUCGUCGAGAUACUCCAGAAACAACUCAAACCGGCCGGCGAUAACGCUGACGACGUCGACAACACAGAGUUUCUGCACAAGAUGACGUCAUGGCAUGAAUUCUAUCCUGGAAUUAAUAAAGGAGAAAAAAUAACAUACACAAGCGAGAUCCCCCAUCUGUUAUAUGGUAUGAACUGCGAAUACAUGUCGUCGAAGGUCCUCAGCAGCGGCAUGGACUUGAGGACAUUCCUCUUGAUGGACAACACUGAUAUGAGCAAGUUAGGUGUGGAGAUGCCCUUUGAACAGCAACGGCUGAGACUCGGACUGCGCAACUUCCAUCUAAGGGGGUGGAAACUGAAUGCCGUGUCAGGACUUUACGCGGCGAGGAAAGCUGAUAAUUUUAGUGCAUUAGAUUGUUUGACCACACUUGGCUCCCACUUACAACAAGUAUACAUAUUGGAAGCCACAUUACAAUACACCCUACGAGAAUACAAAAAGAUUCAAAAUCAGUUGAAGUUUGAACCUCCAGACUCUCCCCUCAUCAAAAGACUGAAGCAAGCCUCAAAGAAUAUACUCACAAAUAUUAAUAGUAUUAGAAGAGAAACUAACAAUAUGAAGGUUGCAUUGACUAAGAUAAGUACAAAUAAUCCUGAGCCUGCCGAUUUUAUCAAAGAGAAGUCCGCUCAAGAGGUAGCUUUAGGUUACGUUUCCGAAGUAGUGGUGAUCUGCUCCCUGGGCUACCUAGUAUACCACGCCAAAAACUUUCUAGCUGGACUCGCCAAUACUGUCGCCAAAUAGUUCCUUUAUAUAAACCGUUGAACAAUA